AGGGACAUGAAUUCAGGCACCAACGCGAAGGGUUGUGCGAGAGGGCACUGGAGGCCAGCAGAGGACGCCAAGCUGAAGGAGGUGGUCGCCCUAUACGGCCCCCAAAACUGGAACCUCAUCGCGGAGAAACUGGACGGCAGAUCUGGUAAGAGCUGCAGGCUGCGAUGGUUCAACCAGCUGGACCCGAGGAUCAACCGAGGAGCCUUCACACACGAGGAAGAGGAGAGGCUAAUGCAGGCGCAUAGAGUUCACGGCAACAAAUGGGCCAUGAUUGCCAGGAUGUUUCCUGGGCGCACUGAUAAUGGUGUCAAGAAUCAUUGGCAUGUCAUCAUGGCUAGAAAAUGUAGACACCAUUUUGCUGCUGGAAGGCGGCGCAGGAGAACGACAACCUCGGAUGAAGAUUCAGCUACAAAUGAACCGCCGUCGUUUAUGGACCGGAGUGUUGAACCGGCGUUGUUCUUCGACUUUCUUGGAGUAGGAGGUGGACCCACAUGAAAGGUAAA
Molecule: messenger RNA, 503 nt
Organism: Cucurbita pepo subsp. pepo (vegetable marrow)
Lineage: Eukaryota; Viridiplantae; Streptophyta; Magnoliopsida; Cucurbitales; Cucurbitaceae
Source: RefSeq, a predicted model, not a curated record